Molecule: messenger RNA, 4992 nt
Organism: Labrus bergylta (ballan wrasse)
Lineage: Eukaryota; Metazoa; Chordata; Actinopteri; Labriformes; Labridae
Product: zinc finger protein 260
Source: RefSeq, a predicted model, not a curated record
CGGGUGUCUCCCAGUUAGCAUGUAUGGCAGUGCUAACGUUGUGUGUUAUCAGAGUAAUGGAGGAGAGGCCGUCAGGGUUAAGUGUUCUUGUCCUUCUUUGACUUUUCUCUCUGUGUCAAAUGUCCGGGUUUGAGGAUCUUAAAGAUUUAUUCAGACGUCGGCUGCUCGCUGCGGCUCACAGAGACCCGAGAGGACAAACAACAACAUGUGGAUACGAAGAGGAGCUCCUCCGACAAAGAAAACUACUGGAUGUGAUUUUAACUCCUGAAAUAAAGCUGCAGAGAACAGUGCUUCCUGAAGACGUCCAGCUGCUGAUGGUGAAAAAAGAAGCGGUUCCCCCUGAGCAGCAGGAGUGGAGCCCGAGUAUGGAACAGGAGGACACUAAGCACUUUAAAGAGGAGCAGGAGGAACUCUGGAGCGGUCAGGAGGGAGAUUUACUUCAAGGACUGGAGGAGGCUGAUACCACCAAGUUCCCCUUCAUUUCUGCCCCUGUACAGACUGAAGAUGAUGAAGAGAAACCUCAGUCCUCACAGCUUCACCAGAGACAAACUGAACAGAUUGAAACAGGAGCAGAUGGAGAGGACUGGGGAGAAGCAGAACCAGAGAGGGACUCAGAUCUAGAGAGACAUUUACGACCAGAGACUGAGGUCAAGACUGAAGACUCUAAUGAGGAUUUUAAGGACUCCAGAGAACAUCAGUCAGGUUUAAACUCUCUGAGAAACUCUGACAGGAAGUCUGAUCAAACCCUUUACAAUAAUCACCUGAUGAAGACCCAUAAAAAUAAUCAGACAGGAGGUAUACCUUUCAGUGGCUCAUGUGAGAACCAGUUAACACAAAGAGAAGGUCUGGGGCAACACAUGGAAGUCCAAGGAGGGGUACACAGAGGGGCCAAGCAGGAGGACACAGAGCCUUCACUUGUUAAAGAGGAGCAGGAGGAAGUCUGGAUCAGUCAUGCUGAGACCACCAAGUUCCCCUUCACUCCUGUCUGUGUGAAGAGUGAAGAUGAUGAAGAGAAACCUCAGUCCUCAGAGCUUCAUCAGAGACAAACUGAACAGAUUGAAACAAGAGCUGAUGGAGAGGACUGUGGAGGAUCAGGACCAGACAGAGACUUUAACCCAGACAGUCAUUUACAGACAGUUUAUCUUGAUGAGACUUCACAUCUGUCUGGAUCUGAUACUGAUGACAGUGGUGAUUGGGAGAGGAGUAAUGAACCUCAGGAAGGUUUAAACCCUCUGCAAAACAAAGACUUACCUGUAAGUGAUAUGAACUGUAAUACUGGAAAUACAUCAGUUAGCUCCUCUGAAUGUGUUACAAGCUUUGGACAAAAGGAACAACUGCAGAAAAACAAAGAAAUCCAUACAAGAGAGAAACCAUUUAGUUGCUUAGUUUGUGGUAAAAGAUACCAGAGAAAAAAACCUUUAAAUAACCACAUGAUACGCCAUUCAGUAGAAACACCCCUCAGCUGCUCCAUUUGUAAGAGGAGUUUCAUUAGGAAAUCAGAGAUGGUGACGCACAUGAGAGUUCACUCAGGAGAGAAACCAUUCAGUUGUUCAGUUUGUGGUAAAAUGUUUUCACGACAUGAAAAUCUGAAAAGACACUAUGUUGUCCACACAGAGGAGAAACUGUUUGGCUGUUCGGUCUGUGGUAAAAGAUUUUCUCAGCAUGGACAACUGAGACGACACUCUGUUGUCCACACAGGGGAGAAACCGUUUGGCUGCUCAGUUUGUGGGGAAAGAUUUGCUCUGAAUGAAAAUCUGAAACGACACUCAAUUUGCCACUCGAUGGAGAAAUCGUUCAGCUGUUCAGUCUGUAAAAGAAGUUUUAUCUGGAGAACAGAGAUGGUGAGGCACAUGAGAAUCCACACAGGAGAGAAACCAUUCAGUUGUUCAGUUUGUGGUAAAAGAUUCACACAAAGUGGAGACCUUAAACGGCACUCUCUUGUCCACACAGGGGAAAAAUCAUUUAGUUGUUCAGUGUGUGGUCAGAAAUUCACAAAGAGUGCAAAUCUAAAAAGACACUCUGUUGUCCACACAGGGGAGAAACCGUUCGGCUGUUCAGUUUGUGGUAAAAGAUUUGCUCUUAGUGAACAUCUGAGACGUCACUAUUGUCCACACAGGCUAGAAACCAUUUAGUUGCUCAGUUUGUGGUCACAGAUUCAAACAUAGUGGAGACCUUAAACAACACUUUUUUUGUCCACACAUCAGAGACACAUGUCAAGAACUUUCUUAAGAGUUGUUAAGACGGACGUUAAAAAUGGACUUCAUGAGUUUUGGAGAGGAGGAGUUGACGUCACAUGAAAAGUGAACAGGAGGAGAUUAAAAAAAAACACAGCAACGGUUCCUCCAUAUGAGAGAAAUCAACUUUAAACUGUCCAGGGAAGGGCCAUGGGUCAGUGUAUAUUUUGGUCAUUCGAUUUUUCCUUUCAGAUAUGGGUAUAAAAAAAUUAAAAAAAAGAGUUGUUAUUUGAUUUUCGUUUUAGAAUACAAAAAUUAAAAUACAAGGCGUUUUUCUUUAUCAAUGUCAAAAAGGGAUGAGCGAAAUUUCAAAAAUGGUUCGAUUUUCAUUUUCUAUUUCAUUUAACAAAAAAUAAAAUCACUAGAAAACAGAAAUAAAAAAUAGGCCUGUUUUUUCAUAUUUUGACACCACAUUGUGGGAGUAAAAGUACAACACAUUUCCUGAAAAGAUCCUAUCCGAAUAGCCACAGCUCAUUAUGGAGUACGUACUUUUCAGUAGGGAGUUUCGUUAUACUGAACUUUUGUGGUCAUUCAGUAUGCAUUUUUUGGGUCUGCCUCAGUAUACUGAAUAUAUAUACAGUAUUUCUUUCACUUUAGGGGAAACAGGCAUCUUAAUAUAUUUGGAAUGUGCUUUAGUCAGAACAGAAAGCUCAAUUAACUCUGGGAACUUAGUAAGCAGCCCCCUGUGGUAAUCAUGGAACAACCUAGAUUUCAGGAUAGUACAAAUACCUUCGUUAUUACAUUUCCUAUCACACAAGUUACACUCAUCAAUCACUAAUUUUGGUAAUACAGCCUUCACAUUUGCAUACAUCAAGGUGUUUUGAAUUAACUGAAUUAAUGGUAAGGGAAUCACUUUACAAACCUUACUAAAUUCACGGUAACCGCAAGUAAAGUUAUAUUUGUUAAGAAAGGAUGUAUAGUCUAUUAGGUCACCAUUAGAACCCAAUAAAUCAGGAACAAACAUAAUAUUUUUCUCAACCCAAUCAUUCUUAAAUAAGGAUUUCCUAUUGAUUGUGAUCACUCUAUUGUUCCACAGAGUUGAACAAUGAGGAGAAAAGUUAUGAGUGAAUAUCAUUUUCCAAAAAUGGAGAAUCUGACGGUGAAAAUUAAGACAGUUUCAUUGGAAUUUUGAUUACUCAAAAUCACAUUUUAAAAGAAAGUCUAAACCUCCUAUUUUAUUCUAACAAGGAUCUUGGAAUAUGAAACCACAUAGAAGUUAGUUGGGACAAAAAGGACUUUAUCAUAUUGAUUUUAAAAGUGCCAACCAUUGAUUGAAAAUUAAGAGAAUUGACAUCACCAUGUCAUGCCUUUUAAUGUAAUGAGUUUUGUUUCUCCAUAUGAACUGGAAAAUCACUGAAUUAGCUUUAUUUAUAUUGUUUGAGGAAAUAUAAAGGGAGUGGCAUGGAUAAAUAAGCUUAGAGAUACCUUCUGCUUUAGAUAAAACAACUCUACCAAUAAUAAGGUCUCUGGUCAGCCAAUGACUAAGAGAUUUGUCAUAUCCGUUAUACGGUUGGAUACAUUAAUAUCUUCUCUUCGAAGAAGGUUAUUUGUUAAUGUUAUUCCUAAGUAUUUCACUUCUGAUUCAACUCUAAUAGAAGCAAAGGUAGAAUCAGAACUUGUAUGAAUGGGGAGUAAUUCACAUUGAUUAAUGUUAAGGGACAAGCCUGAAGCAUUGGAAAAAUCUGAAAUUGUAUUGAGAGUUUUAUCGACCAUUGAUUUAUCUUUUAAGAAGAUGGAUGUGUCGUCUGCAAAUUGACUUCUUUUAAAUUCUUUGUUGAAGAUUGAAAUACCUUGUAUUUCAGCAGCAUAUUUUAAAAGAAUAGUUAAAAGUUGAGUUGCCAAAACGAAAAGCUUAGGAGAGAUAGAACAUCCGUGUCUUAUGCCUCUAAGGGUUAUUCCAGGGUUCAGGGAGACACAGCUGUUUAUAUCAGUAUAGAGCAUCUUAAUAAUACAACAAAAUGUAUCUCCAAAACCCAAAAAGUGUAAUGCUCCCAACAGGAAGGGGCGUUCAAUACUGCCAAAAGCCUUGUAAAGAGUAGAAAUAACACAUAGCUUUCUGUACUAAUAAAAUCUUUGUAAUCUAACAUGUUGAGUAUCAGUCUGGUGUGGUUAUGUAUAUUUCUACCCUUUACAAAAGCGGACUGACAUUCAUCAACAAACUCAGAUAAACGGUUAGAAUACACAUGUGCUAAUAAUUUAUAAUCAUUACAUAACAAGGUUAUGGGCCUCCAAUUGUCCAGUAGAAGUUUAUCCUUACUAGGUUUUGGGAUUAGGGUGAUAAAGUCCCUGUUUCAUAGUUGGCGACAGGUGCCCAGUUGAUAUACAAUCUAUAAACGCAUUGUACAACAGCUCUCUGAUGUCUUUCCAAAACAAAAACAAACAAAAAUUCAACGGUUAGUUAUCAAGACCUGGUGACUUUCCUUUAGACAUCUGCAAAAUUGCAUUAUCUAAUUCUAAUUCCUCCACAGCAAGCUUAAAGUCAACAUCCAUCACUCUCUUAUAUUCAUUAAUCCUUCUAAAAUGUGUAACACAGUUUUCCUCUGAAAAGUUGGAUUUGUACAAGUUACUGUAGAAAUCUCUUAUUUCUUUAUCAACUUGGUCUUUAGUGUCUAUGUUGACAUCAUUGAUGGUUAACUUCUGACUUUUUUUUUUUUGCUUGUCUGUGCUUUUCCAAAUUAAAAAAAUAUGAAGAUUUUUUUUUUUCAUCUUCCUUUAACCAGCGAGCUCUAGAUUCUAGAACAGGGGUGGGCAACUGGCA